AUGCUCCAGCCACUCGUGCUGCUCCUGCUGGCACUCCCAGCACUGCUACACGCCCAGCUACUUCUCCCACACCUCUCGCCAACAGCUGCGCCGUCGCCAGACGCCCAACCAAGACCGUCCGUCAACUUCCUCGUCCCGCGACAGCAGCAGGCCAGCACGAGCGCCAGUGGGAGUGAGAGCAGCUCGGUUAGCAUUCCCAAUACUGCACCCGCCGGCGGCCUCACCUUCCUCACACCCGCCGCCACAGCCGGCGCAUCGUACUACAAGAUCGCCCCCUCGAACCCCAUCACCUUCGGCUGGAACUACACUUCGCUUUAUGUCACCCCGACGAGCUUGACGUUCGAGGCGCGAUGCUCGGCGAAUGGGUUUACGUACCCUGUUGGACCGACGCAGGGCAUUCCGGGCAGCCAGACGUCGCUCAUUUGGGACCCUUACGCCUACGCACAAUCGCCCAACGCCGUCCCCUUCGCCCAAGCAACCUACACCCUCCGAGUCUACGACUCGCGCGGACCAGACGCAACCGCCGAACCGGGCCUCUUCAACGGCGCCAACUCGAUCCUCACGUUCGCCAUGUACUUUCCCGCGCAGUACACGAGCUUGGCGGACGGGUGGACGUGUCAGGGUUGUUCGGCUGCGGUUAGGAGGUUGACGAGUGUUGAGAGCGGGGUUUGGGUCGCGCUGCCUGUUACGCUUGGGUUGGUGUUGAUUGGAGGGGCGGGGGUGCUGGGACGAUGA
Rhodotorula toruloides NP11 is the source of this 735-nucleotide messenger RNA. RefSeq lists its product as uncharacterized. The record is from RefSeq and is a predicted model, not a curated record. The coding region runs from base 1 to 735 and encodes 244 amino acids. Lineage: Eukaryota; Fungi; Basidiomycota; Microbotryomycetes; Sporidiobolales; Sporidiobolaceae. The transcript has 4 exons.